AUGCGUUUGGCUUUAUUGGGAAAGGACAAGCUAGGUUUUGUAGAAGGAACAUGUGUGAAGCGCUUAUACAAAGGAGAAUUAGCAGAUCUGUGGGAGCAAUGUAAUGUUAUAGUUCUCUCGUGGAUUGGGAGAUGUGUGUCGCAUGAGCUGUUGCCGAGCAUCGUCUAUGCGUCAAAUGCAGCGAAGCAACUUCUGGUACAAAUUCUAGUAGGAUUAAAUGAGACUUAUGCUCACGUUCGCAGUCAAAUUUUGUUAAAAACCCCUGUGUUAUCAGUAAAUGAAGCAUAUGCCUUAGUGAUACAAGAAAAAAACCAAAGGGCUCUUGGUGUAAUGGACAUGAAUAAGGAGCCAUUGACCAUGUUAGCUAGCAGAGGACAAAUGAUGAAAGGCAAAAGGUUUGGUGUAGUCUGUGAACACUGUGGGUAUAAGGGGCAUCAAAAGGAGAAUUGCUACAGAAUUAUGGGAUAUCCACCUAAUCUCAAGAGCAAAAGAAAGCCAAUGCAGGAGAAGGGUGCUGGUGGCUUCAAGACCUAUGCUAAUAAUGCAACAGUUGAAAGAAACAAUUCUGCUGAAGGGCACAGUUCUAUUGAGAGCCAGUCUCAAGGCCACUAUUUUACAGAGGAUGAGUAUAAGCAGCUUGUAGACAUGCUGAACAAAUCCUCAGCUGGUGAUUGCAAAGUUAACAUGGCAGGUCUUUACAGUGGAAAGGUGAUGGAGAUUGGUAGAGAAACAGAUGGUCUUUAUAUCCUUAGAGAAGCAAUAAAACCAGUAGCAGCAGCAGCAAUGAUAAAAGGGAACUAUAAUAUGGCAUUCAAGAACCAGUUUGGCAUGAAUGUUAAAGUACUAAAAUCUGACAAUGGUACAGAAUUCUUCAAUUCUAAAUGUAGUGCUUUAUUUUCUGCUCGUGGAAUAACUUAUCAAAGUAGUUGCCCAUACACACCACAACAAAAUGUCCUCAAAGGCAAGUCACCUUAUGAAAUACUUCUUGGAAAAGCACCAAAACUGGAACAUUUGAAGGUGUUAGGAUAUUUGUGUUAUGCUAGUGUUUUACCAAGAGAUGUUUCCUUCAGGGAAACUGUUUUUCCUUUCAAGGAAAGGAACUAUGGAGACAAUGAAGAUGGUGAUUCAUUCCUCUUGGAUCGAACUCCAACUGAGAGCAUGACUUCUGCUACACCAGAAGCAAGGCCUCAAACUACCAACUCAGAUAAUGGACAAGAUAAUGUGUCUAACACUUCUUCAGAAGGAACACAUUUGGAGAAUACAGCAGAUGUAGAGGAAAACCUAGCCAAUUCUGAGGCAAAUAUCAAUCCCAAUAGUACUGAUAACAUCUCAGAUUCUAGCAUGCCAGCUGAGAUGAGCCAACAACAGAUUGUCACAAUUGAACAAGAUGCAGGUGAGCAGACUAUUGACCAAAAUACAGGUGAGCAACUUGAAGAGUUAGCUGCAGGGAAUCAAUAUGAUAACCAAGAAUCAAACAAGGGUAGACCUACUAGAUUCUCUAAGCCUCCUAUAUGGCUAAAUGACUAUGUUACUGGGAAGAAAACUUCAGCCUUUUGUCAGGUUCCUAUUAAUGCUUAUAUAUCUUAUGAUUAUCUACCUGAAUCCUAUUUACAUUAG
Molecule: messenger RNA, 1617 nt
Organism: Nicotiana attenuata
Lineage: Eukaryota; Viridiplantae; Streptophyta; Magnoliopsida; Solanales; Solanaceae
Exons: 6
Coding region: 1-1617 (538 amino acids)
Molecular function (GO): nucleic acid binding
Source: RefSeq, a predicted model, not a curated record